This is a messenger RNA of Musa acuminata AAA Group (dessert banana), 8504 nucleotides long. Its product is annotated as protein ILITYHIA. Lineage: Eukaryota; Viridiplantae; Streptophyta; Magnoliopsida; Zingiberales; Musaceae. Gene Ontology annotation, biological process: regulation of translation; cellular response to amino acid starvation. Gene Ontology annotation, molecular function: protein kinase regulator activity. The transcript has 60 exons. Gene Ontology annotation, cellular component: cytosol. Bases 124 to 8007 code for a protein of 2627 amino acids. The record is from RefSeq and is a predicted model, not a curated record.
UUAACCCUGACACUUCCUCCCACACUCCAAAAAAAACCCUAGCUUCUCUGGUCGGCUCGUCGGUCUCCGACCGCCGUCGGAACCCCUGAGCCCUCGGCUAUCGCAAGAUCUCAGCCUCCUUCGAUGGAUCAGCCUAUGGAGGUGUUGCGAGCCGCCUCCCAGGAGGUUUCGACCUCCUCGACCAAGCGGCGGAUUCGAAUAUUUCGCGAGAAAUUGCCUCCUCUCCUCCAGAUCUCAGAUUUGCUGUCUGAUAUUUCACCCUCGUUGGUUGAUAUUGUCUUCCAAACAUUGUUUACAUAUGAUGAUCGGCCAUCGAGAAAAGCUGUUGAUGAUUUUGUUGUUAAAGCACUUGGUGAAAGUACCUUCAUGAGAGGCUUUGCCAUGGUACUUGUGCAGUCCAUGGAAAAACAAUCAAAGACUCAUUGUCCUGUUGGAUGCUACAAACUUCUCAAGUGGUCAUGCCUGCUUCUAAAGUGGAGUCAGUUCACCUCUGUUUCAAAGGGUGGAUUUUUAAGACUUGCAACUGCGCAAGCAUUUCUUUGUCAAAUUCUCAUGCACGGUUCUUUCCGGGAGCGUAGGGCUUGCAGGAAAUUGUUUUUCAACCUUUUCUCUCAGUCUUCUGGUAUGUACGAAGUGUAUGUAGAGGAGCUAAAUGAUUCAAGAAUUCCCAGUAGGGAUAGUGCUGAGCUGAUAAAAUUAUUGCUCGAGUAUUCAGUUCACUUGCCAUCUUUGUUCGAUGGAUUCAAGCAAGUGUUUCUUGAGAUUUAUGUCAGAUCAGUUUUAAAUGCAAAGGACAAGCCACCUCGAGCCCUUGGUGAAGCUUUUCAGCCACUUUUCACGCGUAUGGAGCAUGAGAACUUUAAGAAUCUGGUGCAUCCAUCAGCAAUCAAAGCUCUGAAGCGGAAUCCGGAGGUUGUGUUAGAAUCUAUUGGAGAUUUACUAAAAAUGGUCAACCUUGACCUAAGCAAGUAUGUCUCCGAGUUUCUUUCAGUUGUCCUUCCGCAAGCCCGUCAUGCAGAUGAGGGAAGGAGAACUGGAGCAUUGACUGUUAUAAGAUUUCUAAGUCAAAAAUGUAGUGAUCCAGAUUCUCUGCCUUCUAUAUUUAAUGCUGUAAAAGCAGUCUUAGGAGGUUCUGAAGGCAAGCUGACACUUCCUUAUCAGAGGAUUGGAAUGAUGAGUGCCAUUGAAGAGCUGUCAAAAUCUCAUGAGGGAAAAUUGCUCAGCAAACUAGCACCAUCAAUAUCAAGCUUCCUUUUGUCUUGUUACAAGGAAGAUGGAAGUGAGGAGGUGAAGCUGGCGAUCUUGUCAGCUUUGGCAUCAUGGUCAACGAGAAAUGCUGAGGCUAUUGAUUCACAAGUUGUCUCUUUUAUUGCUUCUGGCUUAAAGGAGAAGGAUACUUUAAGGAAAGGGCAUCUCAGAUGCUUGCGAGUUAUAUGCAAAAACUCUGAUUCAUUGACAAAAGUAUCAUGUUUACUCGAGCCUCUUUCUCAGUUAGUAAAAACUGGUUUUACAAAAGCAACUCAAAGGUUAGAUGGAAUUUACGCAUUAUUUUCACUUGCAAAAAUUGCCACCGUUGACACUAAAGCAGAUGAUUUUCUGCUUAAGGAAAAGAUUUGGGUAUUAAUUUCUCAAAACGAUUCUUCAAUUGUUGCUACUUCUCAGGUCUCAAAACUAACAAAUGAAGAUUGUAUUACUUGUAUAUAUCUACUCGAGGUGUUGCUUGUGGAGCAUUUGCAAAGGGUCUUGGAGUUCUUGUCUAUCAGAUCUCUGUCACAGUUAUUGCUCUAUCUGAUUUGCCAUCCAAGUUGGGACGUUCGGAAGAUUGCUUAUGUUGCUACCUGCAAGAUUAUUUCUGCAUCUCUUGUGGUGGUGGAGAAUAUUCUUCUUGAAUUUAGAUCCUGGUUGUCAUUAAUUGCGGAAAAGAUGUUACACCAGAAGUUGAAUGAAGUAGAGAGUUGGCAGGACAUGCAAAUGCCAUUUCUACCAUCCGUUGAGGUCCUAGUUAAGUGUCUGCUUCUGAUCGCACCAGCAGCUGUUUCCAGUUCAGCCAGAUCGUAUUCUCAGUUGAUCUUUUGCUCGCAUCACCCUUGCAUUGCCAGCACUGGUACAAGUAAUGAAGUAUGGAAGAGGCUCCAAAGAAACUUGCAUAGACAUGGGUAUAAUAUCGUUGAUAUAAUUGCUGACAAUGUUCAGGCAAUAUGCAAGGAUUUGCUUGGGCCAACUGGACUAUUUAGUUCGAAUGCACUUGAAGAACGUGCAGCUUUAUUUUCAUUAACGACAUUAAUGAUGAUAACCCCCAAUGACACCUUUAUAGAAUUUGAAAAACACUUCAGCAAUUUACCAGAUCGUUCUUUACAUGAUAUGCUAUCAGAGAAUGAGAUCAAGAUAUUUUUUACGCUAGAAGGACAACUAUCCAGUGAACAAGGAAUUUAUGUUGCUGAGACCGUUGCUGCGAAAAACACAAAACAUCCAAAGGGUCGUUUUAAGGUUUAUGAUGAUCAAGAUGGCUCGGAGAAUGCAGCAUCUAUUUCUUUGGUACAAAGAGAGCCAAAUAAAAGAGAACCUACAAGCACAAAAAAAGAUAUGGGAAAGGCCAGUAAAAGAAAUGCUCCUGUGGAGAAGGUAAAGACUGCAAAGGAGGAAGCUAGAGAGUUGAUGUUGAAGGAGGAAGCAGCUAUUCGUCAGAGGGUUAAUGGUAUUCAGAGGAAUCUCUCUGUUAUGCUUACUGCUCUUGGUGAAAUGGCAAUUGCUAAUCCAGUAUUCACUCAUGGUCAGCUACCUUCAUUGGUAGACUAUGUAGAACCAUUACUGCACUCAUCAAUAGUCGGUAAUGCUGCAUUUGGUACUAUGCUAAAUCUAGCCCGAUGUCUAGCCCCUCCUCUUUGUAGUUGGGCACAUGAAAUAGCUGCUGCUUUACGGAUAGUUUCGACAAAAGAUGUUAAUGUACUGUGGGACCUUAUUCCUCCAGUUAAUGAGGGUGAAGUCCAUAAAAGGUCCUCAUUGAGUAUUUUUGAACAAAUAGUUACUGGGCUGUCCGUGUCAUGUAACACUGGACCACUUCCUGCAGAUUCUUUUACCUUCGUGUUUCCGAUAAUGGAGCAGAUCUUGCUUUCUUCAAAGAAGACGAUACUUCAUGAUGAUGUGCUUCGAAUACUAUCUAUCCAUUUGGAUCCAAUAUUGCCUCUUCCUAGGCCACGAAUGCUCUCGGUUCUUUAUCAUGUCCUUGGUGUUGUUCCGGCUUAUCAACCUCUGGUAGGGCCUAUGUUGAAUGAGUUAUGCCUAGGACUCCGAUCUGAUGAAUUGGCCAAAGCUCUUUGUGGAGUUUAUGCAAAAGAUCUACAUGUGAGGCUUGCCUGUUUAAAUGCUAUAAAAUGCAUUCCUUAUUCCCCUGGUGAUCCAAUUCAUGUGGAUAUAUCGGUGACAACGAGGUUUUGGAUUGCUUUGCAUGAUCCUGAGAAGGUAGUCACAGAACUUGCAGAGGAAGUAUGGGAUCGCUAUGGAUUUGAAUUUGGGACUGAUUAUUCUGGUCUACUGGAUGCUCUUUCCCAUGUCCACUAUAAUGUUCGUCUAGCUGCAGCAGAGGCAUUAGCUGCAGCCUUGGACGAAAACCUCGACACCAUACCGGAUACACUUUCUGCUUUGUUUUCUCUAUAUAUUCAAGACAUUAGCACUGGACAAGACAUGGCAGAUCCCAGUUGGUUGGGGAGACAGGGUAUUGCUUUGGCACUUCACUCAGCUGCAGAUGUUUUCAGAACAAAAGAUCUUCCAGUUGUCAUGACAUUUCUGAUAUCACGUGCUUUGGCAGAUCCUAAUGUGGAUGUUCGUACAAGAAUGAUAAAUGCUGGUAUUAGGAUUAUCGACAAGCAUGGAAAAGAAAAUGUUCUAUUACUUUUCCCUAUAUUUGACAGUUACUUGAAUAAGAAGACAUCUGAUGAAGAAAAAUAUGAUCUUGUGAGAGAAGGUGUUGUUAUUUUCACUGGAGCACUUGCAAAACAUUUGGCUAAGGAUGAUCCAAAAGUCCAUACUGUUAUUGAGAAAUUGCUGGAUGUUCUGAACACCCCCUCUGAGGCAGUUCAACGAGCAGUUUCUGAUUGUUUAUCUCCAUUAAUGGCAUCAAAACAGGAAGAUGGCCAGGCACUUGUUUCUAAACUUCUAGAUCGGUUGAUGAAAAGUGAGAAGUAUGGGGAGCGCCGUGGUGCAGCCUUUGGACUUGCCGGUGUAGCUAAAGGUUUUAAAGUAUCUUCCUUGAAGAAGUAUGGCAUUGUAGCAGCCCUGCAUGAAGGUUUACAAGACAGAAAUUCAGCAAAGUCUCGUGAAGGAGCUUUACUCGGAUUCGAGUGUCUUUGUGAAAAGCUUGGUAGAUUGUUUGAACCGUAUGUAAUUCAAAUGCUACCACUGCUUUUGGUUUCUUUUUCUGAUCAAGUCCUAGCUGUACGCGAAGCUUCUGAGUGUGCUGCUCGUGCAAUGAUGUCACGUCUGACUGGUUAUGGAGUGAAGCUUAUUCUCCCUUCUCUUCUUAAGGGGCUAGAGGAUAAGGCAUGGCGAACUAAGCAAAAUAGCGUGCAGCUGCUUGGUGCUAUGGCAUACUGUGCACCUGAGCAACUUUCUCAGUGCUUGCCCAGGAUUGUUCCCAAACUAACUGAGGUACUGACUGACACACACCCUAAAGUUCAAGCUGCCGGACAAACUGCUCUUCAGCAAGUUGGUAGUGUCAUAAAAAAUCCAGAAAUAUCUGCACUUGUCCCAACCCUGCUGAUGGGUCUAACUGACCCUAAUGAGUACACAAAGCACUCUCUUGACAUCCUUCUUCAAACAACUUUCAUCAACUCAGUUGAUGCACCGUCCUUGGCGUUAUUGGUGCCUAUUGUUCAUAGAGGAUUAAGGGAGAGAAGUGCUGACACAAAAAAAAAAGCUGCCCAAAUUGCUGGAAAUAUGUGUUCUUUAGUGACUGAACCAAAGGAUAUGAUUCCAUAUAUAGGAUUACUACUUCCUGAGAUCAAGAAGGUUUUGGUUGAUCCUAUUCCAGAAGUUCGGUCUGUCGCAGCAAGGGCACUUGGAUCUCUUAUCAGGGGAAUGGGAGAAGAGAAUUUUCCGGAUCUUGUAUCAUGGUUAUUAGAGACACUUAAAUCUGACAGCAGCAAUGUUGAGCGUUCUGGAGCUGCUCAAGGGCUUAGUGAGGUUUUGGCUGCUCUUGGAAAGGAUUACUUUGAGCGCAUUCUUCCAGACAUCAUCAGAAACUGUUCUCAUCAACGCGCAUCUGUUCGUGAUGGGCAUUUAACACUUUUUAAGUACUUGCCGAGAUCCUUAGGUGUCGUCUUUCAGAAUUAUUUACAGAUAGUGCUGCCUGCAAUUUUGGAUGGGCUUGCGGAUGAAAAUGAAUCUGUUCGGGAUGCAGCACUCAGUGCUGGCCAUGUGUUUGUGGAGCAUUAUGCAACAACAUCUUUACCCUUGUUGUUGCCUGCUGUCGAAGAUGGUAUAUUUAGUGACAACUGGCGUAUACGUCAAAGUUCUAUUGAACUUCUUGGCGAUCUUCUUUUCAAGGUCGCAGGAACUUCUGGGAAAGCAACUCUUGAAGGUGGCAGUGAUGAUGAAGGUGCAAGUACUGAGGCUCAUGGCCGUGCAAUUAUUGAUGUACUGGGCAAUAAGAAGCGUAAUGAAGUUCUUGCUGCAAUCUAUAUGGUUCGUAGUGAUGUUAGCUUGACUGUGCGUCAGGCUGCAUUGCACGUGUGGAAGACAAUCGUGGCAAAUACCCCCAAGACUCUCAAGGAAAUAAUGCCAAUUUUGAUGGAUACACUUAUUUCCUCUCUCGCUUCAUCUUCCUCAGAAAGACGGCAGGUUGCUGGAAGAUCUCUUGGUGAGCUUGUUAGGAAGCUUGGUGAUAGGGUUUUGCCUUCAAUUAUCCCAAUUCUGGCACAAGGACUGAAAGACUCUGACACUAGUAGAAGACAAGGUGUAUGCAUUGGUCUGAGUGAAGUGAUGGCAAGUGCUGGUAAACACCAGUUACUGAAUUUCAUGGAUGAGCUUAUCCCUACAAUUCGUACAGCUCUGUGUGAUAGCAUGCCAGAGGUCCGUGAAUCAGCAGGCUUAGCAUUUAGUACACUUUACAAGAGUGCUGGAAUGCAAGCAAUUGAUGAAAUUGUUCCUACACUCCUGCAUGCAUUAGAAGAUGAUGCAAGCUCUGAUACAGCUCUCGAUGGACUUAAACAGAUAUUGAGUGUCAGGACAGCAGCAGUUUUACCUCACAUCUUGCCUAAACUAGUGCAGCUUCCUCUUUCUGCUUUUAACGCUCAUGCUUUGGGAGCUUUGGCAGAAGUUGCUGGAGCUGGUCUUAACGCUCAUAUUGGAACAAUUCUUCCACCAUUGAUCGUUGCAAUGGGUGAUGAUGAUUUGGAUGUUCGAAAUUCUGCAAAGAAGGCUGCAGAAACUGUUGUGCUAGUUAUUGAUGAGGAAGGCGUUGAUUCCUUAAUCUCAGAGCUCCAUAAAGGAGUUGCUGAUAACCAGGCUCUGAUGCGAAGAGGUUCUUCAUACUUGAUAGGCUAUUUUUUCAAAAAUAGCAAGUUAUAUUUGGUUGAUGAAGCCUCCAACAUGAUCUAUACUCUUGUUACUAUGUUAAGUGAUUCGGAUUCAGCUACUGUUGCGGUAGCUUGGGAAGCUUUAGCAAGGGUUGUUGGAUCGGCUCCCAAGGAGCUCCUCUCUUCAUAUAUCAAACUUGUCCGUGAUGCUGUCUCUACUGCUAGAGAUAAAGAGCGGAGAAAAAGAAAGGGAGGAUCAAUUCUUAUACCUGGGUUCUGUCUUCCUAAAGCUCUUCAACCUCUGCUGCCAAUCUUUCUUCAGGGUCUAAUUAAUGGCUCCGCUGAAAUGAGAGAACAAGCAGCUCUGGGCUUGGGCGAGUUAAUUGCUCUUACAAGUGAACAAACACUUAAGGAGUUUGUUGUUCCUAUUACUGGGCCUCUUAUACGGAUCAUAGGAGACCGCUUUCCUUGGCAAGUGAAAGCAGCCAUAUUGUCAACUUUGUCCAUCAUGAUUAGCAAAGGCGGGAUGGCCCUUAAGCCUUUUCUUCCACAGCUUCAAACUACAUUCAUAAAAUGCCUGCAAGAUAGUGCAAGGACAGUACGCACAAGUUCUGCACUUGCCUUGGGAAAACUUAGUGCGCUCAGCACCCGAGUGGACCCUUUAGUUAACGAUCUUCUAUCAACUUUACAGAUAUCAGAUGGCGGUAUCAGGGAAGCAGUGUUGGCUGCCCUUAAAGGUGUUGUUAAGCAUGCUGGGAAAAGUGUGAGUGGUGCAGUCAGGCUUCGAGCAUGCACUCUAGUCAGAGACAUGUUACAGCUUGAUGAUGAUGAAGUGCGAAGUUCGGCAGCAAAAGUGAUGGGAAUAAUAUCUCAGUACAUGGAAGAAACUGAGUUCCUAGAUCUGCUACAAGUACUUUCUGAUUUGAGUACAUCACAGAUGUGGUUCAUCAGACAUGGUUCAUUGCUCACCUUCUCUUCCAUGUCUUUGUACAAUCCAUCCAUGAUAUGCCAGAGUACACUUUUGUCAUCUCUUAUAGAUACUUUUAGAGUUGCUUUGAAAGAUGAUAAGUUCCCAAUUCGUGAAGCUGCAAACAAGACGAUGGGAAGAUUACUUUGUUAUCAGGCCCAGAAGGAAGGAAGUACUAGUUCACAACUAGUCCAAUUACUUGUUUCAGCUUUGCAAGAUGACUCCAGUGAGGUCAGAAGAAGAUCCCUAUCCGGUAUAAAAGCAUUUGCAAAGGUAAAUCCUGCAGCAGUUGCAACAUAUAUUUCGACUUUGGGCCCAGCAAUCGCAGAUUGUUUAAAGGAUGGAAGUACCCCUGUUCGACUUGCUGCUGAGCGUUGUGCCCUGCAUGUUUUUCAAUUAACAAAAGGUGGUGAUAAUAUUCAGGCGGCACAGAGAUAUAUCACUGGUUUAGAUGCUAGGAGAAUAGCAAAGCUUUCUGAAAACAGUGAUGAAAGUGAGAAUAGUGAUGAUGACACGUCAAAAACAUGAGACACGUCUGACAUGGGAUUUUGUUUCGUUGUAUUUGUGGGAUCCAUUUACACAAUCCCAAUCGAGGAUUUUGUCUGCCGCUUAAGAUUCAGGAGAUGUGUCUGCGGUGUAAAACCAUUGUUGCUUGGUGGAAUACGUGCUACCAGACACCAAGAUGGAUACAAAUUUGCGACAAGGGUAUACUAUUCUUUCCAUCAUUUUUGUUCAGUAUCAAUCUUCUAUAGCAGCAUUGCAAAACUGUCAUUGUGAAAUGUUGACGCGACCAUCAAGUUAGCUUGCAUUUGAAUGAGUUGUCUGUCUAUUGCAAAUAUCUGAACAACCCGUUGUCGGUUGUUCCGACAAAUUUUGACACAUCAAGGGUGUAAUUUUUCUACUCCAUGUGGGGACAAGUUCCUGUUUUGUUUUUCAACUGUAAUUUGCACCAUCAGAAAUGAUGUCUCAACCAUCUCCUAUAAUUCAAGUUCAAGAUCUCAGUAACAUGAGAAGGUUGUUACUUA